This is a messenger RNA of Drosophila innubila, 1292 nucleotides long. RefSeq names its product voltage-dependent anion-selective channel (gene porin). Gene Ontology annotation, biological process: monoatomic anion transmembrane transport. Gene Ontology annotation, cellular component: mitochondrial outer membrane. The record is from RefSeq and is a predicted model, not a curated record. The coding region runs from base 124 to 972 and encodes 282 amino acids. Gene Ontology annotation, molecular function: voltage-gated monoatomic anion channel activity. NCBI's taxonomy places the organism in Eukaryota, Metazoa, Arthropoda, Insecta, Diptera, Drosophilidae. The transcript is spliced from 3 exons.
UGGCAACGCCAAUGAUCCAACUAUUGCAAUUUGCAAAUCAAUUUUGUGGUGUACGUUGUGUGGUCGUGGUCGUCUUGUUCCUGCGUUUCGCAUUACUUUAAAUCUUAACUAAACUCAUCAAAAAUGGCACCUCCAUCAUACAGCGAUUUGGGCAAACAGGCUCGCGACAUCUUCAGCAAAGGCUACAACUUUGGCCUGUGGAAGUUGGAUCUGAAGACCAAGACAUCGUCGGGCAUUGAAUUCAACACAGCCGGACAUUCGAACCAGGAGUCGGGCAAGGUCUUUGGCUCUUUGGAGACCAAGUACAAGGUCAAGGAUUAUGGCCUUACCCUGACGGAGAAAUGGAACACAGAUAACACCCUUUUCACCGAGGUGGCUGUCCAGGAUCAGAUGCUUGAGGGACUUAAACUGUCGCUGGAGGGCAACUUUGCACCACAGUCGGGCAACAAGAGCGGCAAAUUCAAGGUUGCUUACGGACAUGAGAAUGUCAAGGCCGAUUCGGAUGUGAACAUUGAUCUGAAGGGACCCUUAAUCAACGCCUCUGCCGUGCUGGGAUACCAGGGAUGGUUGGCCGGUUACCAGACCGCCUUCGAUACACAACAGUCCAAGAUGACCACCAACAACUUUGCUCUCGGCUACUCCACCAAGGACUUUGUCCUCCACACAGCUGUGAAUGAUGGCCAGGAGUUCAGCGGCUCAAUCUUCCAACGCACUUCGGACAAACUGGAUGUUGGCGUUCAGCUGUCAUGGGCCAGCGGCACCAGCAACACCAAGUUCGCUAUUGGCGCCAAAUACCAAUUGGAUGAUGAUGCCAGCGUGCGCGCCAAGGUGAACAAUGCCAGCCAGGUGGGCUUGGGAUACCAACAAAAGUUGCGUGAUGGCAUCACCUUGACCCUCUCCACAUUGGUCGAUGGCAAGAACUUCAAUGCCGGUGGCCACAAGAUUGGCGUUGGCCUCGAAUUGGAAGCCUAAACUAGUUCAAGAUUUCAAGCUGAAUGCGCUGCCAGCAAAAAUGCAUACAGUACUAAACUACACCAGCAUCAACAACAGUAACAAGUAUAAACAAACAAAAUGAAAGUGUAACAACAAAUAAAACACAACAACAAUAAGAAGAAAAAACAAAAUCAACACAAUAACACUAGAAUCUUCAUGUUUAGCAGAGUAUUUGCCAACAAAAGUGGCCCGGGAACGAUCGGACGUAGUCUUGUUUAGUACAUAGCUAAAUACAUACAUAUUGUUGGCAAACAGUGAAAUACAUAAUUUACCUUUUAAAACAUAAAACAAAAGUUUUG